AUGCCCUCUCCCUCCCACCGCAACGUCCAAACCCGCCCCACUAGGCCUUCUAAUGGUCGCACACGGCACGCUGCUGAAAGAGAAGAAAGAAAAGAACAUGGAACGCCUGAGAAUUCGCGAACGCCAAAGCGAAGAACACAGAGCCCGGAGCGCUCUCCAAGGCGAGAGCGCACCCCACAGAAACGGACGAGGAGCCCAGACCGUAGAAGUAGGAGGAUUGUUGUAGAAGAAGAAAACGAGUCGGAGAGCGAGAGCGAGCUGGAACCUAGAACGCCGCAGAAGAGGAGGGAGAAAAGCCCAGCACGGACCGCGCAGACUAGGAGGAGAAGUCCUGAGCGAAAGUCCAAGAAGUUUGUGGUGGAGGAGAAGCAUAAGAGUUACGAAUCUGACACCACAGCACGGAGCUCCAAUCCUCUUUCGAUUGAUUCACUUGCGAAGUUGGAUGCCCUUAACGAGAAGACUGGAGGUCAGGUCAAGGAAAGAGAAAAGAGAGACAGAGUAUGGAGCGAGAAGAAGACGGUCAAAGAGAAGGUAGUAACAGGACGAGUUGCCAAAGAGAAAGUUAAGCACAGGCGGAGAUCUGAUGGCACAUAUGGGAAGGUGGAACGGAGACGGGUGGUCAGUGGACCGCUGCUUGAAGAGGGAAGAUCUAAGCGGGCAAGAGGAGGGUUUGUGAGCGCAGAUGAGAGGAAAGGGAAAAGAAGAUUUGGAAAGAGAUGCUGGAUUGCUUUUGGAGUCGUAGUCCUUUUGCUUAUCAUUUUGAUACCCGUCGCCAUUGUGGUGAGCAAGAAGAAGUCUGCACCAAGUGGUGGGAGUGGUUCUUCGACCAGUGGGAGUGAUCCCAGCAACAGCAACUUGAAUGGAGUCAGUGAGAACGAUAUACCAACAGCGGCAAAGAACACAAUUCUGGACCCAUUUACGUGGUAUGAUACGACGAACUUCAAUGUCACAUAUACGAAUGACACGGUUGGAGGCUUGUCAAUCAUGGGGCUCAACUCGACGUGGAAUGAUACGACGCAAGCCAAUCAGUUCGUGCCAGCGCUGAACCAAGUGUGGGCCUAUGGAACAAUGCCCAUUCGAGGUGUGAAUCUUGGAGGCUGGCUAUCUAUUGAGCCAUUUAUCACUCCAAGUCUGUUCAAUACGUACCAGUCGAAUCAGAAUAUCGUUGACGAGUAUACUUUGUCGAACAUACUUGGACCGACCAAAGCCGCGCAGGUGAUUGAGAAGCAUUACUCGCAGUUCAUCACUGAGGAUGAUUUCGCGAGCAUCCAGGCGGCAGGGUUCGAUCAUGUGAGGAUUCCAUACUCUUACUGGGCAGUCACGACAUAUCCAGGGGAUCCAUAUGUUCCCAAGAUAAGCUGGCGGUAUCUACUCAGAGGCAUCGAGUACGCGAGGCAGUACGGGUUGAGAGUCAAUCUGGACUUGCACGCUCUUCCGGGCAGUCAGAACGGUUGGAAUCACAGCGGCCGUCAGGGUCCAAUUGGAUGGUUGAACGGCACCGAUGGUGCGCUGAAUGCGCAACGCUCGCUUGAUCUUCAUACGCAGCUAUCGACUUUCUUCGCCCAGCCGCGGUACCAGAACGUCAUUACUAUCUAUGGCCUCGUCAAUGAGCCGAAGAUGACUGCCCUCUCUCAGUCGGCAGUGGUCGACUGGACAGCGAGCGCUGCGCAGAUCGUCCGCAAGAGUGGCAUGAACCAGACAGUUGCUUUUGGCGACGGGUUUCUAGGAAUCGAGAAAUGGCAAGGACAGCUGCAGGGGAUCAGCGGAUUGGUUCUGGACGCACAUGAGUACACAAUCUUUGACGCUGGUCUGAUCGCUUUGAAUCAUACGGCGAAGGUGCAGUAUGCUUGUACUGGGUGGACGGGCCAGAUGAAAUUGAGCGAGGAUACCACUACUGGCUACGGACCCACCCUUUGCGGCGAAUGGUCCCAAGCCGACACCGACUGCACCACCUAUCUUAAUGACGUCAACGCCGGCACUCGCUGGGAAGGAACCCUGCAAUCUACCGACCGCACCGUCGCCGUCCUCUCGCCCGACUGCCCCUCCAAAUCCUCCUCCUGCUCCUGCUCCUCCGCCAACGCUAACCCAUCUUCCUACUCCAACACUUACAAAUCCUGGCUCAUGAUGAACGCGGAGGCGCAGAUGUCAAGUUUUGAAAGUGCCUGGGGGUGGUUUUAUUGGACGUGGACGACAGAAUCAGCAACGCAGUGGGAUUGGAAGGCGGGCAUGGCGAAUGGCAUUCUGCCAUCUAAGACGUGGAACAGAAAUUUCAAUUGUACGAGUGCGGUGCCGGAUUUUGCGGGGCAGGGAUUGAGUGAGAAUUAUUGA
This is a messenger RNA of Letharia lupina, 2328 nucleotides long. RefSeq lists its product as uncharacterized. The record is from RefSeq and is a predicted model, not a curated record. NCBI's taxonomy places the organism in Eukaryota, Fungi, Ascomycota, Lecanoromycetes, Lecanorales, Parmeliaceae. Bases 1 to 2328 code for a protein of 775 amino acids. Gene Ontology annotation, biological process: glucan catabolic process. Gene Ontology annotation, cellular component: cell surface; extracellular region. The transcript is spliced from 2 exons. Gene Ontology annotation, molecular function: beta-glucosidase activity.